UGGCUAUGUGUAAAAAUGGCAACCUCUGUUACGAAGAUCUACUGUCGACUAACAACAAAUAAAAUAUCGCUAUUUCCUCAGUUAAAUAAUUUUCGAAUCAAGAAUAAAGCAUCGCAAUGUAUGCUAAGAAGUCAUUUUCACGAUGGCCCUGCAUUGUAUGCAACAAUAAAACUUGACAUGCCAUCUCUGUCUCCAACAAUGGAAAAAGGAAAUAUUGUCAAAUGGCACAAAAAAGAAGGGGAUACAAUUUCACCUGGUGAUGUUCUAUGUGAAGUCGAAACAGAUAAAGCUAUUGUUGCCAUGGAUACUGAGCUAGAAGGAGUACUUGCCAAAAUUCUUGUUCCUGAUAAGACUGCAGAUGUUCCUGUGGGAAGUUUGAUUGCUUUAAUGGUGGAGGAAGGUGAUGACUGGAAGAAAGUGGAGAUUCCUGCAGGGGCUGGGUUAAAAUCACCAGCAUCACCUUCCCAGUCCGCCAGUGUUUCUGCUCCAGCCUCUUCUGGUGCUAAACCUGCAGAACAUGGGCAUCUGGUUGGACCUUCAGUAAAGAAAUUGCUGCAAGAAUAUAACAUAAGCUCAGCUUCUGUAAAACCAUCUGGACCUUCUGGAGCACUUCUAAAAGGGGAUGUUUUGAACUACAUUGAAUCAAAAAACUUAAACAAAGUUCCACAAGUUGCUCCUGCAGUACCUGUUGUAGAACAAAGUCCAGCUGCUCAACCAACCACACCUCAAACCCUUACCUCAGCUGGGAACUAUGUUGAUAUUCCGUUAAGCAACAUGAGAAGAACUAUUGCUAGAAGACUUACUGAGUCAAAGUCAACUAUUCCUCAUGCUUAUGCAUCAAUUGAUUCUGACCUGGGAGCUUUAACAACACUGAGAGCAGAUUUAGCUGCCUCUGGAAUGAAAGUUUCUGUCAAUGAUUUUAUUAUUAAAGCUGCUGCUCUGACACUACAGAGGAACCCAAGGAUAAAUGCUAUUUGGGCUAAUGAUGGUCCUCAAUUGUCUUCAUCAGUUGAUAUUUCUGUAGCUGUUGCUACACCUAAUGGGCUAAUCACACCUGUAGUUAAAGGCGCCAAUUAUUUAGCUGUAAAUGAUAUAGGAAGUAUAGUAAAGGAGCUCUCUGGUAGAGCAAGAGAAGGCAAACUACAACCUCAUGAGUAUCAGGGUGGAAGCUUUAGUAUUUCCAAUCUGGGCAUGUUUGGUAUAACAGAAUUUACGGCAGUCAUCAACCCACCACAGUUAGCCAUUUUGGCAGUAGGAACCUCACGCAAACAAGCAACCAUGAAUGGCAAUGUUUUAAAAAUGACAGUAACUAUGUCUUACGACAGUCGGGCUGUCAACGAAGCUGAAGCAACACUCUUCCUAGAAGAAUUUCGUUAUAUUUUAGAGCAUCCUAAAACUAUGAUAAUGGGUUCAAAACUAGACCCUGCAAAAGAAGCUUUUGCAUUUUAAGUUAUUAAUUUGAUUUAUAAGUGAUAUUUUGUUUAACAUGUUUAGGUUAGUGCAUUUAUGUUUAUUCUGUGUUAAGUACUUGAAACUUUUAAAAUACCUCAAAGACUAAGUUAAUUAUUUUGAAAAAUUAUCUCAGAUUACACUAUUUAUCAAGUGUUUAUUAUAUAAUUAUCCCAUUGGAGUAUUUUUUUUUUGAGGGGUCUUAAAAUGAUUAAUGAACUUGUCUUGUGUAUUGCUUACUUUAAGUUGUCAAAAAACAAGUCAAACUGUGAAAGCAAUAAAAUUCUCUAGUACUCUUAAAAAAAAAGCUCCUAAUUUUAUUUUACUUUUAAUAUGUAAAUAUGUAGAAAAAAAUUGAGUAUCUUUUCAACUUACGGUUGGGAUGUUUGCAUAUCUGAUAGUACUAACAGUGUUAGCCAUUAAUACUUGCAAACUAAUACAUUUUAGUAAAAUGCAAUAGUCUUAUUUGUAGGCUACAUUCGCAUGCAUUAAAAUUUAAACAUGAUUUCAAAUUGUCUAGAAAAGCACAAACUAUAAAAAAAAAUGAUUUUUUAAAAACUGCAGUGAGAAACAAUGCAUGUGGGCUGCUGUUACAUUUAUUUAAAAAGUUGAUGUAAAAAUACAGAAAUAAACUGUUUAUAAUAUUGU
Molecule: messenger RNA, 2097 nt
Organism: Physella acuta
Lineage: Eukaryota; Metazoa; Mollusca; Gastropoda; Physidae
Product: pyruvate dehydrogenase protein X component, mitochondrial
Biological process (GO): pyruvate decarboxylation to acetyl-CoA
Cellular component (GO): pyruvate dehydrogenase complex; mitochondrion
Molecular function (GO): acyltransferase activity
Source: RefSeq, a predicted model, not a curated record